AUGGUGGUUUCCGCCAAAUUGCGCUCUGCCAUCGCCUGGAUCCUGGUUUGUCGGAAUCGGGCGCUGGGUGGUGGCCUUCAAGCUCAAUUGGUCGACGUCGGUCCCAAAGCGGAAGGACCUGUCGACUGCAAGAGCAUCUGCGAUCCCGAAGGAUCCCCUUACGAUCGCAAUGUUGAGGCUCUCCAGUUCUUGAAGAGAACGUGGGUGCCCGACGACAAGAAUCCGAUCAAUCUCACGGCAGUCGCCAAUCGUCGAAUCUUCUUCGGAGAGGGAAAGUUCAGCCUUGAGUAUGACGAGGAGCAGGAGGUAAGGAACUUGGCCAUUAAGAACCCUCCCCCCAACGGGAUGGUGGUCACAGUGCUGGAAAUGAGCUGUGUGCUGCGAUGUUUUAAGAAGCUCACUGGACUCUUCAUCGACGACUCAGGUGUGCAGGGUGCUCUCCAAGACCUCUUUCUGCCGGAAAACCUGGUGGAACUGCAUAUGCGCGACUGCCCCAUUUCAGGCGCAUUGACGGAUCUGGGCCACCGGUCUCUGCUGGGCCUGAAGCUCUCAUCAAGCAAGCACCAAUUUGCCAUCACUGGCGACCUGAAGGAUCUGAACGUUGACCGUCUGGCGUUUCUGGACUUGCGGGGUUGCCGGAGGAUCACCGGGAACCUCGCCGAUUUGAAGUGCUCCACACUCCGCGGCAUAUUCCUUCAGUACACCGGAGUUUCUGGUGACAUCACUCGGCUGCUCCGUGACAACCGUCGCAUGACUUGGCUGGAUCUGCGCGGAACCAGAGUCCACGGCUCCAUCAACUCCGAAUGGCGCCAGGUUGGUCAGGAUCUCAUCCACCUACGUCUCAGCGAUACCAGCGUGACCUUCAACAUGUCCGAGCCGGAGCUCGUGCCUUGA
Symbiodinium sp. CCMP2592 is the source of this 894-nucleotide messenger RNA. NCBI's taxonomy places the organism in Eukaryota, Dinophyceae, Suessiales, Symbiodiniaceae. The record is from the annotation of a GenBank genome assembly.